UCGGCGCAGAACGGUUGCCGCGAACUUGCAGCGGCAUUCGCACGUGGACCAUCGUCGCUGCCGGUAGUGUGCAAGUUUGGGCACAAAAAUAGAAACAUAAUAAACGACGAAUCACAUUGCCUCGCGAACCCUCUUGCUUGGUGCCAGAAAAAAAUUGCGUUUAUUUUCGAGGAAAUGCGCUUUGGCUUCCUUGCUCAUUCGGUCAUCGACGAAAGUGCAUUGUUGCUGUUUUUCUUAUUCCAAUAACUUAUCAAUUCGUCAAAUUUUUAAUUAUUGUGUUAAAUCUGUGCCAUUUUCCACUGUGUGAUUAUCUCAUCCCUUUUUUUCUUUCGUGCAUUCUGGGAUUACGAUUACGGAUAUUUAAAACUGAGCUGGUCUGCUCCAAAAUCGACGAAAUUGAAAACAUUCCGGGCAACAUAAAUGCUGCGUAGUCUGUGAUAAAGAGUUAGAGUCUUAAGGAGGAGGUACUUAGGGGAAGCUGGUUGAAAAACCAGCAAUUGUCAUUAACCUGUCGGGCGAAAUAGUGUCGAAUUUUUGGAGAAUGCUGAUGCCUGGAGCAGCAGGUCUCAGUGCCGUUGGCACAGUAGGAGCUCCAGGUCCAGAAGACCUGGUGGCAGGUCUAGGGGCCCUGGCUGGAACAACCCCACAACAGAAGGACACCACGUGGACAAAACUCUUUGUCGGUGGCUUACCCUAUCACACGACGGACAAAAGUUUGAGGGAACAUUUUAAUGUUUAUGGAGAUAUCGAGGAGGCAGUAGUCAUCACGGAUAGGCAAACUGGCAAAAGCAGAGGAUAUGGUUUUGUAAUCAUGGGUGACAGACCAGCGGCCGAGAGAGCAUGUAAAGACCCCAACCCCAUAAUCGAUGGUCGUAAAGCAAAUGUUAAUUUGGCGAUACUUGGUGCGAAACCCAGAGGAAAUCUGCAAGCGACAUUCCCAUUCGCUGCAGGUAUUCGUGCCGGUUACCCCACAGUCCUUCCUAGCCAGUAUGGUGUACCACCUGGUUAUAUGUACCAAUCACCGUACCUGACAGCCGCGGCCCCGGGAGGCCUGGUACCACUUCCGGCGACGCAGCUGAGCCACGCAGCCGCCGUAGCUGCUGCCUCGCAGUUCUACGAGUACCAGAAUGCAGCAGCCGCUGCAGCGACCUAUCCUGGAACAUCGUACAACUUCGCCGAGGCGUACUCGCCCUAUUCUAGUGCAGCGGCCGCCGGUAUGUGUUUGAAAAACGCUACGAGCAAAGGCAACGACACCAACCUGACUCACCUACACCACAGUCAGCACAGCAACCUCAACCAGACCCUGCUGGCACAACAUCGCUUGGGAAAAGCGCUCCUGCCACAAUAUCUGCCAACCAUACUCCGCGGCAAUGCAAAUGCAGCAGCUGCUAGUUAUGUUACACCCUACACAUAUGCAACUUUGCAAGGAGCCGGAGGAUUGCAAGCUGCAGCGACAGCGGGUGCAGCUUUUCCUGGAUUGCAGUACCAAACGAAUCCUCAAGAAGCUAGGCUUCAAUAGAACAGCUCAACUAAAUUCUGGAUCGUUAAAAUAAUCAACUAAUCUCGAAAUCUUAAUCUAGGUAUCGAAAAUCUUAUCCUGUAGUACACUUCGUCUCUUUUUGUAAACGCUAUUCAUCUCGGCUCAAACCGCUAACGAAUUAUCACCUUGCCAUUCUAUCCCUGUUGGGAAAUCAUCACAGAUAAAGAUUCAAUAGGAAAAUUUAUUGACUUGAAUUUGAUAACGGUUGCGAAUUUUCUAAACGGAAAUGAAGCUCAAUACUUCAUUAGACAAAGGUUCUAUUUUCAAGGAGGUUGUGACUUUCAAGUUUUUUUUACUUCCCAACGGGCCUUUCCACUUUUCUUAUUUCACCAUUUUUGUGAAUCUUGUUGAGAUUUUAUUACGAUUUCAUUUUGAAUUAUGAUUUCGGUACCUCCAUGUUGAAAGAAUCGAGAGACUUUAAGAAAUUUUGAUAAUUGGCCGUCUAAACUCUUAAACUGAGCAUUCUAAACUAACCAUCUUUAAUUCGAGUUUAGAGGGAUAAUGCUUUUUAAAAGGCUGUCUAAACUCUAAGCUAACCACGGUUAAUUUAAAGUUUAGACGGCUAAUGCCCUUUAAAAAAUUCAGAUGAUUCAAGGAAUUCAAAGAACUAAAUGAAAUUCAAAGGGAUUCAAAAAUAAUAUAUGAUAUAUUAUAAAUAAUCCACUAAGUGUUAUUUGCUAAAAAUAUAUCUGUUUUUUACCUCGUGUGUGUAUAUAAAUGCGAGGCCAACUCAAAAAGUAAGGGUGCUUUGGCCGUAUAAACUCUAAACUGACCAUUCUUAACUAAGCAUGCUUAAUUUAGAGUUUAGACGACCAUGCUUUUACAAAAGGUCAAAUAAUUUGAAGAGCUUAGAUAAUUGGCCGUCUAAACUCUAAAGCAACAAUUCUAAACGAACCAUGAUUCAUUUUGAAUUUUGCUAGCCAAUGCUGUUAAAGAAACUCAUUCAUUUAACGAACUUAUAUAAUUGGCCGUCUAAACUCUAAACUGACCAUUCCAAAAUAUCCAUCAAUAAUUUAGAGUUUAGACGACCAAUGAUGUUAAAGAAACUCAGAUAAUCAUAGGAACUUAGGUAAUUGGCCGCCUAAACUCUAAAGCAACCAUUCUAAAUAAACCAUUAUAAUUUUGAGUUUAGACGGCCAAUGGUCUUAAAGAAAGGCAGAUGUUUCAAGGAACUUUUAUAAUUGGCCGUUUAAACUCUAUGUUAACCAUUCUAAUCGAACCAUGAUUCAUUUAGAGUUUAGACGGCCAAUGUUUUUCAAGAAACGCAGAUAAUUGAAGGAACUUCGAAAAUUAGCCGUCUAAACGCUAAAUCAACUAUUCUGAAUAAACCAUGAUUAAUUUUGAGUUUAGACGACCAAUGAUCUUAAAGAAACUUAGAUAAUUGAAGGAACUUAGAUAAUUGACGUCUAAACUAUAAGGUAAGCAUUCUAAACCAACCAUGUUUAAUUUAAUGUUUAGACUUCCAGAUAAUCCAAGGAAUUCAAAGAAUUAAAUAAAAUUUAAAGGGAUUCAUAAAUAAUAUAUAAGAUAUUAUAAAUAAUAUACUAGGUGUUAUUUCCUGAACAUCUAUCUGUUUUUAACCUUGAAUGUGUAUUAAAAUUUGAGGCCCACUCAAAAAGCAGGAGUGCAUUGACCGUCUAAACUCUAAACUAACCAUUCUAAACUAGCCAUGUUUAAUUUAGAGUUUAGGCGGACAUGCUCUUAAAGAAACUCAGAUAUUUCAAGUAACUUAGAUAAUCGGCCGUCUAAACUCUAAACUAAAUAUUUUAAACUAUCCAUGAUUAGUUUAGAGUUUAGACGGCUAAUGUUCUUUAAAAAACCUAGAUAAUUCAAGGAAUUGAAAGAACUAAAUGAAAUGCAAAGGGAUUCAUAAAUAAUAUAUAAUAUAUUAUAAAUAAUACACUAAGAGUUAUUUGCUAAAAAUCGAUCUGUUUUUUACCUCGUAUGUGUACUUAAAUGCGAGGCUAACUCAAAAAGCAAGAGUGAAUGUCCGUCUAAACUCCGAACUAAUCAUUCUAAAUAAGCCAUGCUUAAUUUCGAUUUUAGACGACCAAUGCUCUUUAAAAAACUCAGAUAUAUAAUUCAAGAAACCAACUUAAUUGGCCGUCUAAACUAACCAUAGUUAAUUUAAAGUUUAGACAGCGACGGCCAACGCUCUUAAACAAACGCAGAUAAAUCAAGGAACUUAAAUAAUCGGCCGUCUAAACUCUAAACUAACCAUGGUUAAUUUAGAGUUCAGACGGCUAAUGCUCUUUAAAAUUCAGAUAAUUCAAUAAACUCAGAUAAUUCCAUAAUAGUAUAUAUUAUAAAUAACCUAAGAAAUAUUAUUUACUAAAACUUUCGCCGAAAAAGAACGCAUAUUGCGUUGGUCGUCUAAACUCUAAAUUAACCAUGCUUAGUUUAGAGUGCAGAAGAGUAAUCCACUUGAAGGAAUUUAAAGGGAUUUAUAAAUAAUAUUAGAUUAUAAUAUAUUAUUAAUUAUAUUAUAUUUUAAACAAUAUAUUAUAUUUUGUAAAUAAUAUUCUAAUUAUUACUUACUAAAUCAGUCUGCCUUUUGCCUCGUAUACGUACUAAAAUGAGAGGCCAACUCGAAAAGCAGAUUGGUCGUCUAAACUCUCAACGAGUUUAGACGGCCCGAGGACUUCUUUUGACAUGGAGGUAUCGAUUUUUAUUACCCAUGAUAGAUUCAAAAUUGUUUUUAAUUUCUUUUUAAACUGUGGAAUUGUAGGUUCAGAAUGAUUUUUAUACUCUAGUAUUAAUAAUGAAUGAUUUCACAUCAAAUCGACCUGUUAAAAACAGCAAAUCUCUUCUGACUAAUCUUCCCUAAUCUUCCCCUUGGAGCCAAAAAUUGGCGGAAGCAUGGCGCAAACGCCUCCAAAGAGAAGUAGAUGUUAAUGUUAUACUAUUUAUAAAACUGCGAUUUUGUCUUUCGAUUUUUUGUGGGCAAAAAAUCAAUCGGAAGACGAUGUUGAUUGUAAAAUAUAAUUAAACUCAAAGUAGAGAAUUAGAGAGAAAAAAGGAAUUAUUAAGUAAAAAACGGUCUAAACUGUUGUGUCCACUAUUUCUACUGUAAUGUCACUUUGAAUCGAGGCUCGCGAUGAAGGGAAUUCCGUCGCUUUAUUUUAUAUUCUUUUUUUAAAGAUGCGAUCGCCCCUUCGUAUUUCUUAUUCAAAUCGCUCCCCAAAUAUUCUAGGAGCAACUGGAAAAAUGUUUGAUAGAAAGAAACAUUUUUUAUUUAAUUCUGAAGUUAGCUUUAUUUCAGAUUGCCUUCCUUUUUUUGAAGCUCGAAUCUCAAAUAUUUUAAUUUCGAAAAAGCUCGAAUUUUAAAUAGUUUUAAAUUUGAAAUCGCUUCCAAAUUGGAAUACUUUUUAUUUUUCUUCUAUAUUUAUUUAUUUCGUUUUUAAAAUUAAGUUCUUAAACAUUUCUUCAGUUGACCCUAAUUUGUUUUUUCUUCGACUGACUUGAUUCGUAAUGUUAUAUCAACUAAUCUAAGAAAAAAAAUCGUAGCUCGUGCAGCUUACCAGCGAAAAUAGAAAUUAAAUUAAUAUUGUUGAACUCUAACCGCGGUUGCCUUACGAAAUCUGUCAGAAGUCGAAGCUUGUCUUAUUUCUGAGGCCUUGUGUCAAUGACAAUGGAUCCAAAAGGACGUAGCUUUUUGCGAGAAUAAAGAAAAAGAUAUAAAACAUGUUAUUUUAUACGUAAUUCGUCCAAAGUGAAUAUUGACAAGUAAUUGACAAGUGCCUUAGAAAAGCGCUGGUGCGAUCGGUUAGAAACUAGUCAGUGUCACCUUAGGGUGGCCCUACAUUUUCAAAAUCGGUUUUUUUCUCAGUCCCUGGUUUUUUCCAUUGUCCAAAAAAAUAUGUAAUUUGAGCAAAAUUUUGAGCUCAAAUUUUGCUCCAAAUUUUAGUAAAAUUGAAAUCGUAGAAUCCGACGUCGUAUACCAAAUUUUGACGUAAUUUACAACUUAGGAUCCUUCAAAUUCCUUCAAAUUUGAUUUUGUUCAUAUUUUGCUCAAAGUUUGAGAAAAAUCGGAACUGUAGGAUCCGAAGUCGUAUAAUAAGUUGAUUAUUAUCCCAAAUUUCGACGUAAUUGACAACUAAGGAUCCUACGAUUUCGAUUUUGCUCAAAAUUUGAGCAAAAUUGAGACUGUAGAAUCCAACUUUGUAUAAUACGUCGUUUACUAUCGCAAAUUCCAGGUGUUCACAAAUUUGGAUCGUACGAUUCUACGCUUUUGAUUUUGUUCAAAUUUUGCUCAAAAAUUAAACAAACUUUAGAUCUUAGCAUUCGACGUUGCCUAUUAUCCUAAAUUUUGAAGUAGGUUACAACUUUUAAUCCUACGAUCGUACGAUAUCGCUAAAAUUUUGAGCAAAAUUUGAGCAAAAUCGAGAUAGUAGGAUCCGAAAUUGGUCGUUUGCUAUACCAAAUUUCGUCGUAGUUGACCACUCCGGAUCCUACAGUCCAGUGAUUUCGAUUUUGCUCAUAACUUGAGCAAAAUAUGGUAUCGUAGCAUCAAAAUUGAUCAAAUUUGUAGAUUAUUUUAUAGGUAUUCGAAAAAAUCUAAGGAGUCAGAGUAAAAAAAUCUUCUUUUGACAAAUAAAUGCCACUCUAGUGUCACGUUUGUAAAUGAGACGCAGAGAGAAAAGUGGAUGAGUGAAAAAGUCGAAAAAAAGAGAGUGAGAGGAGAAGAGCGAGAGAGUCAAUUAUGAAGGAUCGUUUUUAGAUUUGAGGCCAUCUAGUCCUAAAAUUGGAGGCCUUGGAGAGCCUAGAAAUCGAUGAUUUGAAAUAUUUAGAAGGCUUAGCAAAAGUCGAUAGACAAAAGAAGUUGAAACGUCUGUAUGUAUAAAUGAAAUAAGCGAGGACGCAGAAUGUAGGUUUAAAUAUUAUAUAAUAGGACAAAUAGUAAUAUUAGCGUUAUUAGGAAGAUAUAAUAAUUAAUUAAAUUUUUCUUAUUAAUUAUUAUUAACGAUUAUUGCCAUUAUUAUUAUUUCUAUUAUAUUAUUAUUAUAUUAUUAUUAUUAUUAUUAUUUUAUCAGUAAGAUAGUUAUUACUGUUUUAAUAUGUCUCAAUAUGGCUACCGAUUAUGACUAGAAUUAUAUAUAGGUAAUGCUAUUACUUAAAAGGUAAAUAUGUACUUAAAGAAAAUGAAAGAAAAUCGGAAAAAAGGCGCUACAUCGUCAAUGGCAGUCUAGGUCUUGACAUCCUACGUGCUUAGAAUUAACGACUGUAAUAUAUACAUAUAUUUCUUGUUAACUACAAUACUAUCAAUAUUGCCGUACGACAUAUUAGUUUAAUGAAAAAGAAGCAAAAUAUAUUGUCUCUAAGAGAA
Belonocnema kinseyi is the source of this 6866-nucleotide messenger RNA. Its product is annotated as RNA-binding protein 24-like. Gene Ontology annotation, cellular component: cytosol. Gene Ontology annotation, molecular function: RNA binding. Lineage: Eukaryota; Metazoa; Arthropoda; Insecta; Hymenoptera; Cynipidae. Bases 542 to 1519 code for a protein of 325 amino acids. The transcript is spliced from 6 exons. The record is from RefSeq and is a predicted model, not a curated record.